This is a messenger RNA of Pantherophis guttatus, 4105 nucleotides long. It is a transcript of the gene LRRC58, whose product is annotated as leucine rich repeat containing 58. Gene Ontology annotation, molecular function: protein binding. NCBI's taxonomy places the organism in Eukaryota, Metazoa, Chordata, Lepidosauria, Squamata, Colubridae. Gene Ontology annotation, cellular component: cytoplasm. The record is from RefSeq and is a predicted model, not a curated record.
ACCGAUUGCAGGAGAAAGCGGCCGAAGCGCGGCUUGACGUUCUGCUACUCAGGGCCCCACGAGCGCGGUCGUACUCAGAUUCCGGGGCUCGGUCUUGACGAGAUGGCGGAGGAAGGAGGGCAGGCCGAAGCCGAAGCCCGAAGAGCGGGCGAGGAAGGCGAGCUUCGGCCGAGGGGCGCCGCGGAGCAGUCCUCGCGGCGCCUGGUGCUCCCCGCUUCAUGGCUGUCCCCGGCGGGCGAGCUGCCCGCGGGGCUCGGGAGCUGGUAUCCGGCCCUGGAGGUCUUGGACGUGAGCGGGACGGGGCUGUCGGUGCUGGGCCCCGAGCUGCUGGACCUGGCGCAUCUGCACACGCUGCUGGCAAAGAACAACCGGUUGGGGUGCCGCGGGUCCCUCCCGAAGGGCCUGGCCAGCGCCCCCCUGGGCCGGUCCUUGCGCGUCCUCAACUUGAGCGGCAACCGGUUCACGCACUUCCCCGCCUCGCUCCUGGGCCUCUCCCGCCUCCAGAGCCUCAGCCUGGGGAGCAACCGGCUCCAGAGCAUCCCCCCCGCCAUCCAGGAGCUUAGCAGUUUAGAAUUUUUGUAUCUUGGAGGAAAUUUCAUUACUUCCAUUCCACCAGAGUUAGCAAACCUGUCUUCACUAAAUUAUCUAGUCCUCUGUGAUAACAGGAUACAGAGUAUUCCACCUCAGUUGGCACAGUUGCAUUCACUUCGCUCUCUUAGCCUCCACAAUAAUUUACUGACAUAUCUUCCUCGGGAGAUCCUGAAUCUAGUUCAGCUUGAAGAAUUGAGUUUGCGUGGGAAUCCUUUGGUUGUGAGGUUUGUCCGUGAAUUGACCUACAAUCCUCCAAGCCUCCAAGAACUGGCUGGACGCACUAUCAAAACUCGCAAUAUUCCUUACAUUGCUAGUGAUCUCCCUGGAAAUCUCCUUCGAUAUUUGCGUCUGGCCAGCAAUUGUCCUAAUCCUAAAUGUGGAGGAGUCUAUUUUGACAGCUGUGUCCGCCAAAUAAAAUUUGUCGACUUCUGUGGGAAGUACCGCGUUCCACUGAUGCACUACCUUUGUUCCCCAGAGUGUUCUUCUCCUUACAGUUCUGCAUCUCAGAGUUCUAAUUCCCAGAGUGAAUCUGAUUCAGAAGAUGAAGCCAUUGUUGCUGCACGCAGGAUGCAAAAGGUUCUUUUGGGAUAGGAAGAAGAGAUAAUACAAGAAGCAAGUGCCUGAUGUCCUGAGGAAUGGGCUUGCCUAUGUUAUAUCAUUCACAGAAAAUGCACCUGUAGAAAAUGCAUCCAUAAGAAAGCCACUAAAUGCCUUAGGGAGAAAUUAGUAAAAAGACUUCUUACAGCUUGCUGUCUGGAAGAAUACUCUUAAAGCUUGAGAUGUUUCAGGAAUUCUUGGUAUUGGUUACUUGUUAGAGAUAUUUUAAACUCUUCAUCUUUGAUACUGGCUUUGAAGUGGAUUAUCUUAGUCACUGAGAUAACACUAAUACUUAUGUAAGAAUACAGAGUGGGAGUUCUUUAGUAAUGUGUUAAGCAACUAUCCUACUUGAAUAUUGGUCUUCCCAUAAAGGUGCUUGGGCUUUAUAUAUUUAUUUUUAACAAACUUCCUCCAAAAUGCACAAAUAUCAAAAUGUGUUACUUCCUUCUUUAUUUGGCUUCACUGCCUAUGAUCAAAUGCUAUGCUAUAACAGCAUUAAUGUGCCUUUCCAUAUUUUUAUACCAGCUCCAUUUUUCUGUCCUUCAGUGCAUUCCUAAAUUGUAUCUCCAAAUAUAUAGCAGCAAAAUUAUUGCUUUUUUGGUAGCACUUUUGCUAUUUUUUGACAAAAAACUGAAAUAGGUGUGUGUAUGAAAUGUGUGCAUGGUGAAAGACUGACAAACAGAAAAACUCUAUUUUGCCAGUUAAAUUGUCCCAAUUUCUUCCACAGGGGCUAAAUUCAGUGGGCUGCUGCAGUGCUCCCUAUGGCUAGUGCUCUUGAAAGUUAUGGUUCAGCAGAAUUGGGAAAGUUUCCAAUGUCUGUAUUAUGCUAUCAUCAUUAGUGCCUUCCUUGGGUUUGUAAUUAUCUAUGUAGCCAUACGUUUAACAUAAGUAUAAAAAUCAGAUUUUUACCAAUCCAUUUAUUUCUUCCGUUCUCUUUACUGCAAAGUUACUUACAUUAUAUGCUUCCUCUCUUCCCUUAUUUAUACUCACAUUAGAUUUUAUCAUAUGUGCAUUGCCUUUUUGCAAGACUCUGAUCCAAAUUUCCUGCCUCACAUUUCUAAGCAUGUUGAAGUAUUGAAGAUACCUCAUACAUUUAGGGAUAUGUCUAGUGUCUACAAAAGAUAAAUAUUCACAGAGGAGUUGCUGUUAUUAGGCAUCACUAGGUUUAUCAGUGACAGUGUUGAUAAAGUUAUGCAAUCAUUUUUCAGCACACAACUCUCCUUUCUUUACAGUAGAUAUGCUCUUUUUCACAGGUUUGUUUGGGGUCUUCAGUCUUUCCAGAAGCGGUAUUUCUUUUGCAUAUUGAAUGAAUAUUAUCAAUAGUAAUCACAUGUUGAGUGCUGAUUAAAAGUAAUACUUUUGCAAUGGACAGAUUCUUUUCUGAAUGACGUUUGGAAUGCUCUCAGCUACAUAGAAAUCUAUAUGUAUAAGUGAGAAGGGAAUCUGACAUAGAAAGAUCCCGGCAUUUUAGGGAGAAAGGAAUGCAGUAUUAUUACUGGGAUUAUUGCAAGACUUGUAAAAGAAAUUGGGAUCUACAGCUAUUUGUGCUUUUCCAUUGUGGCUUCUGCCUCCAGUGAAAGAUUUUCUGUUUGAUAGGAUUGGUUUGUGGACUUGCAUGGAUACAUAUAUAUCAUUUACUCACAAGUCUUUGAAAUGGCUCAUUUCAGAACCAUUCCAGCCAUUUCAAUGGCUGAUUUCAUACAUAUAUACUGUAUAUAUAGAAAGAAAUCUUACAGAGUGAACGUGGUAUGCAUCUUGGGCCAGAAUCCCCUAUCAGAUUAAUUUAUAUUUAGAUUCAAAUGUUAUUGAACUCUGGUUUCCACCAACCUCAGCCAACCACAAUACAAUAGUGUACUGCAAGAUCUUUAGCAUCUAGAGAACAAGAAUGAUCUGGUUUUACAAAGAAUGUCUUUAUAUGCAUUUAAGAAAUGCUGCUUUUAACAGCAAUAUAUAUUUUCCCCAUGUUCCCUUGUUAAUAUAAUCUAAUUUACUAAAAUGAUCAAAAGGAAAAAUCCUUUAUUGGAUUUUUCCAAUAAAACCCAUAUUGAUUUUUCCAUAAAAUCAAUAUUGCAACCUCAAUUUAGAAUUAACUCCUAUACAUUCACUAAGGCUUAGAAAUAGUUUUAAAGGGAGUGUUUUCAGACUUGAACAUGAUUAUUAUUUCAUUUUAGCAUUAUAGUUACAACUGAUGCAUGUAGGCAUAUAUUCAUUCAGUCUGCAAUUUCCAUCUUGAGAGAGAGUCUCAUACUUCUUUCCUCUAAUUGUGUUAUGUUAUAUCAGCCCAAUUCAAGAUUUUGGAGAACUUAGAAUGUUUGUAAAUUAUUCGGUGACAUUUAUGUUGAUUCCAAUUAAGAUACAAUCUAACUGAAUUUUAUUGUUUUUCUUAGGUAUAAUAUCUCUAUUUUUUCUGUUAAUUUAUUAAUGAUUUAUGUGUUUAAUGGAAUCUUGAUACUAUUUCAUGUCAGUCCUAUACAGGUAAAACCUAAUAUUGAUUCUUGUUUAAUCUGGCAUUUUUUGAUAAUAAGUUUAGGCAAUAUAAUUUUUCUGGUUUUUCCAUGGAUUGAUUUUAUUCUAAACUAUGAUUGAAAAUAUUGUUUGUACAUGUGUAUGAUUUGUACAUAUGCUCCACCCACAGGCAUAUAAGUUUUCAUUAAAGCAUUAUUUAGAUUUUGUUUUGAUUCUUUCCAUGGCAUAAAAAAAUGUCAAAUCUGAAUGUCCUUAAUGACCUCAUUUCUCUUGCUGUGUUUUCUUCCAAUCAUUUCUUUAUCCAUUAAUGCCAGAGGGAGAAUUUAUAAAUUAAAAAUUAGCACCUUAGAAUCUGUACAGAAAGUUUGGAGACAAUACCUGAAGCAAUUUGUAUAGUUUUUGUAUAUUUAUAUUUCCCUCUAAUUAAAUUUUAAACAAUUUUCUUGCUGAA